UGGUAGCUUAUUUAAUUUCCAAUUUUGGGCAAAUACAAUUCUUGCUGCUGUAGUUACAUGUAUAAUCAAAUAGGUAUCCUCUUUCUUAAAUCUUACAAUGCCUUUUAGCUACAUCAAAUCAUUCAGUUUUUGAAUAAGUACACACCGGCAGCUGUUCAGAUCAUUUGGUCAAUGAAUCACAUUACUUUACCUAGAUCCACUUAGAAAAAGGGGCACCCCUUUAUCGGCGUGCCCAGAACCACAGCUAUAAAUUUGGUGCAGAUAUAGGAACAAAAUGAGAGUCUGUUUCAUGAAUGGGACCUCAAAAACGCUCCCCUUACUUUGCAGUCUGCGGCAACCAACCCAGCCCGUGUUUCAGGAGACAAGAGCGACUCUAAUCCCGCAGGUGCGCUUUCCUGCAGUAGAGCAAGAAGAGCCCCACAAGGCAAAAUCCGUCGCCGACCCUGCCCCACGGCAUGGGGUUAAUUCGGUUUCCUGAAUAUGGAGGUUCCUCUUUCCUGGGCAGGUCCAGACUUUUCCUACCGAGACGAGAGAAGGGCAGACUCUCGUUUUCAUCCGGGCGCUUCAGCAUAAGAGUCCCUGCGAAGCAGUCGACCGCCUCCGGCUUCAAUAGUAUGUGUUGAUAUCCACACCCCAGGAAGAAAGGCGCCACCUCGGGCUGGCGUCUGGACCAGACGAGAACAAGAGGGGAGGGGAGGCGACAAGAACAUCCCGCCACGCCAUUCCCGAUUGGCAGCUCCGCGCUUGAACUGGAAAGCAGGAAGAGCGAGAGCAGCCGCGGAGGCUCGCGCGCGCAUGCGCACCCCAGAGGGGACGUCUCGGGCUUCCUUCCUCUUGGCUCCUCCCCCUUCCAGCCUCCGAGGUGGUGAGUCUUUCCUCAGCGCAAAAGCAGUCCGUGGCGGGAGGGGGGAAAGAGCGGAGUGGCUCGAGCGCAAGCUGUUGCCUUGCCUUGCGGGGAUCCGCCGCCAGUUCGCCAAGGGAGCCGAGCGCGCGCCCGCCCGCCCGGGACUGAGCGACCCAUCGGCUGCGGGGUAAAGGUGGGUGGCUGCACCGUGCAGAGGUGGCCGAGAAGGGGCGGCGCGUUGCUCCGACAGCACUGUCGACGAGGUUCAUUGUCGCCGUGGCUGAACGAGGGACAGCAAUACUACACAUCAUGAGGGCAGAAAAAGAAAUACAAGGAAAAAGUCAUCUGCACCAGUAUAGAAGCCUGAACAACUAUUUCAUGAUGAACAUAGAUGAUGAAGAAAAUAUGAGUUCAGGCAGCACUGAUAUUAAAGAGAACCGCAACAUGGACAACAUUCCACCUAAAGAUGGGACUGUGCAAGGUGCUGGGGAGGGGAAUCAGCUCCCUAAUGGUGGAGGCACUAGCAGCAGGAAGCGGCCGUUGGACGAGGGAAGCAAUGGCCAUUCCAAGUUCCGCCCAAAGAAGAAAAAGAAAACUCCAGGUCCAGUGCUGCCCAAGAAUGCCCUGAUGCAGCUAAAUGAAAUCAAGCCUGGCUUACAGUACAAGCUCCUCUCCCAAACUGGACCAGUUCAUGCUCCAAUUUUUGUGAUGGCAGUAGAAGUUAAUGGGCAGAUGUUUGAAGGGUCUGGCCCCACAAAAAAGAAAGCAAAACUCCAUGCGGCUGAGAAAGCUCUGAGGUCCUUUGUGCAAUUUCCUAAUGCAUCAGAAGCUCAUCUAGCAAUGGGUAGAACUCUUUCGGUAAAUACAGACUUUACUUCUGACCAAGCCGAUUUCUCAGACACCCUCUUCAAUGGGUUUGAAAAUCCAGUUCAGUCUGACCAUUCCUUUUACUUGGAAUCCAAUGGAGAUGGUUCCUUUACCUCCAGUCCAGAUUUCAGCCUCUCAUCUGUUGUGGCUAGUAGUUUUAUCCAGUCAUCUCUCCCUGCCCCAUCACCAUAUGCAUCAACCAGUGGGAAGAAUCCAGUGAUGAUACUAAAUGAACUUCGACCAGGGUUAAAGUAUGAAUUUAUUUCAGAAAGUGGAGAGAGUCAUGCUAAGAAUUUUGUAAUGGCUGUGUCAGUGGAUGGCCAAACGUUUGAAGGUUCUGGACGGAACAAAAAACUGGCAAAGGCUCGGGCAGCUCAGUCAGCUCUCGCAUCUUUGUUUAAUAUGCAGCUGGACCAAACACCAUCUCACCAACCUAUUCCUAGUGAAGGCCUCCAGUUACACUUGCCACAGGUUUUAGCUGAUGCUGUUGCACGCUUGGUCGUAGAGAAAUUCAGCGAUUUGACAGAUAACUUUACAUCACCUCAUGCACGUAGAAAAGUGCUAGCCGGUGUUGUCAUGACAACAGGUACUGAUGUGAAAGACGCUCAGGUUAUAAGUGUUUCUACAGGAACAAAAUGUAUUAAUGGGGAAUAUAUGAGUGACCGUGGUCUUGCUUUGAAUGAUUGCCAUGCAGAAAUUAUAGCUCGGAGAUGCCUACUUAAAUUUCUUUAUACACAACUUGAACUACAUUUAAGCAAUAAGGAAGAUCAGCAAAAAUCUAUUUUUAUCAAGUCAGAACAAGGUGGCUUUAAAUUGGAUGAAAAUGUGCAGUUUCAUCUCUAUAUUAGUACCUCCCCUUGUGGUGAUGCUCGGAUUUUUUCACCACAUGAAGCUGCCCAAGAAGAUCAAGGAGACAGACACCCAAACCGGAAAGCAAGAGGUCAGCUACGGACAAAAAUUGAAUCUGGGGAAGGAACGAUCCCUGUCCGUUCUACAACUACAAUCCAGACAUGGGAUGGUGUUCUUCAGGGAGAGAGGUUACUUACUAUGUCUUGCAGUGAUAAGAUAGCUAGGUGGAAUGUACUUGGUAUUCAAGGAGCUUUACUUAGCCUCUUUGUAGAGCCAAUAUACCUCUCAAGCAUUAUCUUGGGAAGUUUGUAUCAUGGAGAUCAUUUGUCCAGAGCAGCAUACCAGCGGAUAGCAGAGAUAGAAGAUCUACCAUCUCUCUACCUACUUAACAGACCAUUACUCAGUGGUAUUAGCAAUGCUGAAGCCCGUCAGCCAGGAAAAGCACCUAAUUUCAGUGUGAACUGGACAGUUGGGGAUGCUGGGCUGGAAGUUAUUAAUGCUACAACAGGCAAGGAUGAGCUUGGUCGUGCAUCCCGUCUUUGUAAGCAUGCACUAUAUACUCGCUGGAUGCGUGUUUAUACAAAGCUUCCUGCCAAUCUUCAUUCAAAAGUCAAUAAGCCAAAUAUAUAUCAUGAAACAAAACAGGUAGCUGUGGAAUAUCAAACUGCCAAAGAGUGUUUGUUUAAAGCAUUUCUGAAGGCUGGCCUUGGGGCCUGGGUGGAGAAGCCUAUAGAGCAAGAUCAGUUUUCCCUGGCUGUCUGAAUUAUGGUUUGCACUUCAUGGGACUCCGAUGAAAGGUCCAGUUUCUGUAUCAACAUUUCAUCCGUUCAUCUAUAACAGCAGCUUUUUAACUUUUGUGAUUUGGGGAACUAACUUGUGAUUAAUUCGUUUUGGUUUUGUUGAGUUAAUUCAAACUAAAGAAAAAACUGAUGAUAUAGUAACUAGUUAGAACCAAAACAAAAUUAUUUGAUUACAAUCUCAAGACUAUCUUCGCAGGAAAAAAAAUCUUGGUGCAAUUUUUUCAAUCAUUCAUCCACACUUUUUAACAAUUAUUUUAAUGAAUUGCUGUCAGAUGCAUGUAUAAUGCACAUGGGAUAGGAUUUUUACAUGCCAUUCAAGUAUGUACUUUAACUUUGUGUUCUAUUUUCAGAGCCUUAGAAAAAAGAAAAAUUAUGCACUUUUAGAGUUUUAUUUUUAAAUUGAUUAAUAUCAUACCAAUGAUAGAAAUUACAAAACUGGACUGGUGUUUAGACAGUUUUUCCUGCUUCUGUCCCCACCCUUAAAACACAGCUGCUGAAAAUCUUUGUCUUUGCUGUGUGUAUGUGAUAGUUUUUAACAUGCUACUUUCUAUUCCAUUUUAAAAUACUUGUCUUCAAUUAGCAUUUAUAUGCAUUGUGACAUUAUUGGUUUUUACCAUUGUAAACUGGAAACUAUUUGUAAACUAAUAGAGUAUAGACUUCAGCUUAGAUGUAGGUGGUUCUUUGUUUCACAGGAACCUUCUAAAUUACCACAGUAACAUUAUCAAUGUGGUGACCAUUUCAGAACACUCUUUCCUUUGUGAGAAACUUGCCGAUUUGCCAAAAACCUACUGCACAUGUGCACCACAACAGUUAAAUGAGUGAAAGGUUAUUCUAAGUUAAAUUAUAUGUUCUUUAAAGAUUUAACUUAUUUUCAGCCAAACUGUAUAUAACUAUGAGGUUAUGCUGCCUGUGACUGUAAACAUGUGGAUAUAAAACUACCUAUCCAGAUUAUUCUGCAAUGUAGUUUUGUUUGAUCUAGUAUAAUAGGAAUAAAUGUUGAGCACCUAUUUAUUUAUGAAGUACCCAAUCCAUAAGCAUGUUUGUAUGUGUCUGGAUCUCUGAAAGACAGCAAUAUUUGCAGAGGGAACUAGUACUUGUGCUGAGCAUAGGUCUUCAGACUCCCUAGAGCAGGGGUGUCAAACUCACAUUGUCAUGGCGUCAUCACGUGACGUAUCGAAACUUUUUUCCUCUUUGCUGAACUGGGUAUGGGCACGGCCAGUGCAUGAGGCAUCGGCCCGCGGGCUGGGAGUUUGACAGCCCUAUCCUAGAGGAUCCUCUGCUUAAUAAUCAUGGUCAGUGUCCUGCACCAACUAUUAGCUGCAAAGGCUUACCCUGAAAUACAGUGUGUAUAUGUCCUCGUGUUGAGCUAACUAAUCCAUCAAGCCAUCUCUUCUACCCAGUUUCAGUGUUUCACAAAGCAUUUAUUCUGUUUAUUGAUUGAUACCUCACCUCUAGCUUUAUCUCAAUUAGAGAAAGUAGUUAUAAACAUGAAAUUGUGCUAGGGUUUUAUUUCAGUAAUAAAAAAGCGAAAGAGCUAAAACAAAAUUAAUAACAACAAAAUAAAAAUUAGUUUGGUCUUUUCAAUUCACAUUCUGGCAAAGUAUGCCAUGUAGGUUUUACACUGUUAAUUUUGACUGUUCUUCAGUUUGAAAAUAACAUGUUUUGCGAAAUAAAUGCUAGGAAUUUCAGGUGAUACUCAUAUUGAAGAUUUCAGGUCAGCUAUAGGUAUUUUUCAAUGUCCGGGUAAAGAGAUGUAGUAGAUAGAAAUAAUAGCUAGCAUCUGCAUCUCAUUUCUAUGUGGAGCCUGGAUAGAACUAUCUACAGUAUAUUGUAUUGUGUUGAUAGAUACAAACACCCAUGGAAGGAUAUAUGCAUGUCCAUGAAAGCCUUAUUCAGUAUUUAAUAGAUACGCCCCUUGUCUUUCUCAAGACAAAGGCCAUCUCUAUUCUGGUAUAGAACUGUGGACAAGGAAAUCACAGAAUGAGAUCUGAACUCUGUGGAAAUUUGGGCAGGCAUGGGAAAGGAUUCUAGACUACGGUCAUCUCUUCCUCUCAUGAGUAUAUCCACUCUUCCUCCUCUAACAGUCAUCUAUGUAACAUAUCUGUAUGUGCUCCUUUGGUCUUUGGUCAUUCCUAACAAAUUUCACUGGGUCCACCCAGUCAUGAGCUCCUUAUCCAGGCUCCUGUGUCUUCCUCAAGCAAACUAAUAGCAAAUGAAUGGUUGGUGGGCUGCACUAGCAAUUAAUGAUGCAAUUUAUGGCUGUUGCAAGAAGUCUGCAGACAACACUGAUCACUGGUGAAACAACAGAGAGGCCUCUCCAUUGAUACUGUAAAAACAUCAAGCAGAGUGGGGAACCAUGUGGCAUCUCCAUCAGCAGCCAAGUGAAUUGCUCCAGAAGCCAUUUGCUGCAGAGAACCACAUGAAGCUUCAUGGCUAAGAUGAGCUGUCAAAAUCCAUCAUGUCUUAUCAAGGAGAAAAAACAAAUGCAGGUAUUUUGCACAGAUGACCUAACUCUAACCUUAAGAAACCAUACUUUAUGCAGGUGCAAAGUCCACCUCUCAUUUAAGUGUAUGCAUAAAGUAACCAGACAUGGCAAAAAAUAAAUAUGCAAAAACUUUCUGCAACUAUUAAAAUCUGAUCUCUAAUUAUUAGUUGCAGAUAUUGAAAAACUGCAGGUAACAAGAACUGCCUUUUUUUAAAGGAAAAAUUAUUCACUUAAAAAAACCAAUAGUAAUAAAUAUCUGUGUUGAUAGGGCCCUACAAAAUGUAGUCUGCAAGAGAAAAUUAUUUAUGUAACACAUUUAAAUGGCAAUGACAGAAUUGUAACUUGAAUUAAAUAGGCAAUAGCUACAUUUAUCUACUGAAAAGUUCAUCACAUAAAUAUUCACGCUACAAUAUACAUUAUUGAUAAUCA
Messenger RNA from Thamnophis elegans (Western terrestrial garter snake), 6274 nucleotides. It is a transcript of the gene ADARB1, whose product is annotated as adenosine deaminase RNA specific B1. Gene Ontology annotation, biological process: adenosine to inosine editing; RNA processing. The transcript has 11 exons. Gene Ontology annotation, cellular component: nucleolus; cytoplasm. The record is from RefSeq and is a predicted model, not a curated record. Gene Ontology annotation, molecular function: tRNA-specific adenosine deaminase activity; double-stranded RNA binding; double-stranded RNA adenosine deaminase activity. Bases 1154 to 3322 code for a protein of 722 amino acids. NCBI's taxonomy places the organism in Eukaryota, Metazoa, Chordata, Lepidosauria, Squamata, Natricidae.